GUAGACGUAGAGGAGGCGGGGCUUGUUGCACGUUGGAGGUAAUGAAUUCUAACACGCAGUUUCUUCAGAUGCUGUCGCUGAAGGCGAGUGCUGCUCAUCCGUUUAACAGCAGAAAACAGUGAGAGGCCUGUGCUGCUGGAUCAGCUCCAUUAUAACCAUUUAGCUCCAGAUUAAAAGUGCGCAGUUCAACAAACCCACCCUUCAUCAUGGCUAUCGACGGAUGUGGACUCGUCUGCAAAUACAUUCUCAUCAUUUUCAACAUCAUCUUUGCUGUGGUGGGGUUUGCGUUUUUGGGCCUUGGCUUGUGGCUUAGAUUCAGCGGCAGCACCAGAGGAAUCUUUGAAAUAGACCAACUGAGCUCCAGCACGUUUGUCAUAGGUGUGACUGUACUGAUCGUUCUUGGCUCAGUCAUGCUCUUUGUUGUGGCGUUUGGGGACUACGGGGCCUGCAAUGAGAAGAAAUGUGCUCUGCAAGUGUUUUCUGUCCUGAUCUUCUUUCUGGCUAUCGCUGAGUUUGUUGUCGGAGCGCUCGCUUAUUCAAACAGCCACGAGGUCGGACGGAGACUGGGAGAGUUCUACGUCAGUUUAUAUACCAUCUAUGUGAACAGCCAAGACCCAGCGAUUGGUGUCACUCUCACAUUCAUCCACAACUCACUGCACUGCUGUGGAAUGACUGGAGUCAGUCUGAUUGAGCUAGUGAAGCAGACCUGCCCCAAACCCGACGGUUUUAUGGAGCACAUCGUCAUGUCUAACUGUCCUCUGACCAUUGUGAACGUGUUUGAAAGCAGAGCGCCGCUGGUGAUGGGCAUAUUCGUUGGAACUGGAGCUCUUCUGACCGUAGCUAUGAUUUGCAGCGGAGUGCUCAGUUCACAGAUUCGGCGGGUCUCCUCAUCUCCUCAGUACAUUAUCCUGAGUACCAACACUCCCUCCCUGGCUGCCCCUCAGCUAUAUCCUCAGCCAUACCCUCAGCACGUCACCAACUCCAUCAACUCCUUCCCUGAUCAGGACCCAGUCGUCUUCACACCCCUGCCUACCAUCAACCUUCCCUUGGCUCAGGCCUAAAAGUCGUCUCUUUAAACUUCAGGGUCACUUUUUGGGGUUUCAUGUUUAUUCACAAUGAUAUGAUCUGAGAAAACGUUACUUCACUCAACCUGAUCACACUUCAUCUUUUAGCUCUUCAGAAGGAAAAAUCCCCCAAGUUAAAAAAAACAAAAAAAAAACCCUCCCAGUUUGGGGAAGUCACCAAGAUCUUAUAACAGUUUGGUGACAUCAGUGCACCACCAUCCUGUCAGAUGUUUACGUACAUCCACCUUGGUCAUGACUAUACAAACAAUUUAGGAUUUCUGAAUUGCAGAUUAUAGUAUAGAACUUCAAAACAAGAACUAGAUAAAGAAGUUUGAGUUUAUCUGAAUUUCUUUUUCAAUUUUAAUUGUUACAUGUUUGCAUACAAAUAGCAGAUUUAGGUAGUUGUCCUUUAACUCGUCUACAAGAAACAGAUAUUUUUUAGUCGUAAACAAGCUCCUAGCAUCUGUCCUCAUUCUGUCUGGACCUGGUUCUUAGAUUCAGUUAAAUUGAAAUAAAAUUCAAAUUAAAGCUGUCGAGGUCAUGGCCAUCCUAGAUGCUUUAACUUUGCCUUUCAUACCGGACAGCUAAGGAUGACCCGGAAAUGUCCAGGAACCAGAAUAACCAGAAAGAGGCAGCUCUGCCUAUAGGAAGAAGCCAAACGGCUAUCAUUUCUGAUAAAACAAGGAUUCUAUUGUUUCAUUGCUGACCUUGAAGUCAGUCUGAUAGGCUAUCAGAAAGAUAGCUUCAAAGCAACCUUUGAAGGACAAGAUAAAAGUGGAAUUAUUUUUCACCUGCUUGAAUUAGAAAAAUAUUCCCUUUAAUUUCAACUUCUGGGUCUAGUUCUUUUAGAAAAAAAAUAUUUAUCAUUAUUAUCAGAACUGAGGGGUUUAACUAAAUCUGUAAAAGCUUUACAUCAGUGCAACAUUCAUGGCCACGAUGAGGAUUGGACGUAAACCUCUGAACAGAACUGGGUUCAUCCUUGAAAUCCAAAAAGGGAUAAUGUCCGUUAUUUUACCCCCAUUAAACACUAAAAGGUUGCUCCCUUUUAUGAUCUAUUCAGGUUGGAUUUUCUCCUUCAGAUGCUUUUAGUCAUAGAAAUCACUCCUAUUCAGUGUCAUAUAUGCUCUAUUUUUGGCUUGUGUGCAAAUCAUCAGCAAAUAAUGGGAAACAUCCUGUCUUUCUGUCUUCAUGGGUCUGUUUUGAAUGUUGAUCUGCUGUAGAGGUGGAAGCAGGUAGAUCGCAGCCUGGCAUCAAAAUCUAUCCUGAACAAUAAGAUCUCAUUUAGCUGCUUUUCUCAUACGCUCUGCAGCGGACAGAUUACAUCACUUGAUUGAUGCAAAGAGAAGUUGCAAAGAGCUCAGACGGUGUUGAGUGUGUUUAGAGCUGAUCAAAUGAUGAUCAGAACAGCCAGGAUGGAUGUUAAUGCCAGGUCUGAGUGGGGCCUCUGUCCCUUAUUCUGCUCUUUAUUUCCCUCCUUCUGUGUCUGCAUGACAGAUUACUGCCCUGGUCUGCGCCGCUGUUCUCCUGAAACAGAUCAAGAAAGAGCAUCAGGAGAUAACGGCUUACUAUUCCUCUGUGUACUAAGAACAGGAGGACUGGUAAGGGUUGGGCCCUCAGCCGCCUCCGCCUCAUCUUCAGCUACCAUCGCUGGAAACUCAACCAGCAGAUCAGUGUUUACAGCUUUUUCCCGUGUUUGUGUGAACUACCGACUACAGCUCCUGGAGCCAGUUUGCUGAAAGUGUCGUACAGCACUAGAUUCACCAACUUAGAAGAUACCCCGAAUCAGCAGAAACAGGCCUGCAAAUACCCGAGCCUGGUAAUCCGACAAUGCAAAACAAACACAACGAUUUAGCUGCAAAAUCUAGUAGCAAAACCACACUGAGCCUUUUUGUAAAACCAAGAAUGCAUGCUACGACGCUACAUGUUAGCUCGAUUCUUUAUGUUCCGUGAUCACAGAUUUUAAGUGGCUGAUUUUUGUUUGCUCCACACUGGAACACUGAUGAACAUCGCUGUCAGAAAUGUAAAAGGAAAAUAAAGGGAUCAUUUCAUAAAGUCAAGCUUUUAGAAGCUUUGAUUGUAUUUUGGUGAAAU
Messenger RNA from Cyprinodon variegatus (sheepshead minnow), 3155 nucleotides. RefSeq names its product CD9 antigen-like. The record is from RefSeq and is a predicted model, not a curated record. The coding region runs from base 207 to 1061 and encodes 284 amino acids. NCBI's taxonomy places the organism in Eukaryota, Metazoa, Chordata, Actinopteri, Cyprinodontiformes, Cyprinodontidae. The transcript is spliced from 9 exons. Gene Ontology annotation, cellular component: membrane.